GGUCUUUAAAAGGACGCGCUGAAUAAAGCUGCUCUGGAGUCGACAGGUAAACGCUCACGUGUUAUUUACAUGAUCCUGACGGUGUGAGGACCUCACGCGCUGCAGACACACAACAGACAUCCGUGUAACUGACAUCAGACAAACGGCACAGACACGAUAGACUUUUUUUUCUUUUGUCUUUUUGAGGCUCGUGCGUGUUUUGCACAUCUCCAUCAUUUUUGUGGAGACUCGGAAAUCUGUGGAGUUCCUUCCCAGCUGUGAACCAGAGACAAUCAUGAUCCUCCUGACUCCCCCUUCUGGUUUCUUCCAGUGCACCAACAAGCUCUUUCUGAGUGAUCAGGCCGCCUGGCUCCACAUCAAGGAGUUCGCCCGUAAAAAUGCAGCGAACGCUCUGUCAGUCGCCAACAUGGUCAUGGGCAUGGCCUCCAUUCUCAGCAGUCUCAACGGGCACCAUCAUGCCGCAUGUUGGCUGGUCCUGAUUGGCUACCUGCUGGAUUACGCAGAUGGAGCGGUUGCCAGGCGACUGGAUGCCUGCUCGGCGCUGGGUGCGAAGCUGGACGAUUUCGCCGACUUCACGACCUUCGGAAUCGCCACGUCACUGCUCCUGAGGACAACGGACCUGAUGGACAACAUCCUGUGCGUGUGCUACGUGCUGUCGGUGUUCGUCCGCCUCUGUUUCUACUCAACCGGAAUCCCCUUCAUGUACCGCGGCCUGCCCUGCACUUACGCCUCAGCCAUCGUGUCCUGUGCCACAAUACUGUCGGGGGGGAACAUGGCCGUGCUGCGCAUCGUGGUCGUCGCCAUGAUCCUCUGCAUGAUCAACCAGAACUUCUACCCCCAUGACAAAGUGCUGGAGUCACAGGCCUGGAAAAAAGUUGUUUACUUUGGAGGAGUCAUCAUGUUGUUCUGCUCGUCAUCCCCCCCCAUGUGCGUGUACUACCUGCUCUGGUGUUUCUCCUACGUUUUGUUCCCGACUUCCCUGUGGAGCACUAAAGUGUAGGGAAACGGGUUCUGGUCUUGUCCCAAAACUCGCAGUAGGUUUACCUCCGGCUGAUCUGGGCGAAUUUAGUUGUCCCAGAAUGUUGCUGCUCCCCACUGCCCUGGAGGAUUCAAGCUGAACAUGCUCAUGCAGGCUAACACUUGCUCUAUUUGACCUUUAUUUUGAUGAGACAGAACCUGGAUGACAGGGAGUUGUGAUGAGGGACAGGAGGGAAGGACAUUUUCAAGUCACUUCUAAGGAUUUAACCUUCAUACACAUGUUUUAUGUCUUUGUUGCAGUGUCACUGAAGCUGGGGGGGGGGGGGGGUUGCCUGUUACAAAAAUCAGAAUUUUCAUCAGGUUGUGUAAUCUCCCUACUUCAGUGUUAAUCCAAUCUUUCCUCGAUGGGUAUAUUUUCAUAGGAAAUGAUUGCAAUGCUUUUCUCCAACAUUUUUGCCUCAUAUUUAGUUUUGCAGCCACACGAGGCAUCACGACCACUAAUACGAUUUCCACGGUGUUGAGCGUAGAGUUAGGAAUGAACUGUCCGUGUGCUGCACUCUGGAGAUAAGACCUCUAAUCCAAGAGUCUUAUUUCUCUGCAGCAUUUUUUUCUGAGAUUUAAAACUCUCAGAAAAACAUCUGUAACAUCUGUCAAUGUUUGUAUCAGGGUUGGGGUCAAUUGGAUUUUAACGGUAUUCAGCUCGUGGUGUGUCGUUAAAACUCGUAUCGCACACCUUCUUACCAGCUAACCAAAGAGUAGGAUCUUUGGACCAUGGGGAGAGAAUCCACACUCCCCUGUUAUUUCUGGACUCCAGCCCUUGUGCUUUUGUUAAAUGCGUUCUUGUUUUUUCUUCCAAGUUGUGAGUCUGGUUAGGACAUUGUGUGUUAGAUUUCAGUGUUUUGCAUGACUUUGCCUGUUUGAAGAGGCAAUGCAGUUUAUAUAUCGAAUCCACACUGGAUCACCAUUACCCCCCACCCGCCUGUAUAUUACCUCUCUGACCACGGCUGCAUCACAGGUGUUUGACAACUGAGUGAAAAAACACCUGCAGCGUUAGGAAAUUAUUAAUUAAUGAGGAGUCGGAAAUACAUCACGAGUCGAAACCGAAAACCAUAACUAGCUCGGCUGCAGAGGUUUUCCUCCACACGAGAUUAAAGAUCCAGUGUGAUUUAGGUGAAAAGGAACCAUUGGUAGAAAUUAUCCUAGUGAUGUUUUCACUAGUGUUUCAUCUAAAUUGUACUAAUUGUUGUUUCUUUUACCCUGCAACGUGCAACUUCACCACCAGAUGUCACUAAACUCUACACAACCAACCUUUAAAGAGAAACAACACAAGGACUGUAAAUCCUGCCUUUUCCUGCCACCUAGUGGUCACGGAUUACAAAUUAUAAAAUGUUGUUGCAUGACAGUCUGUGUGAACAGUGCAGCUGGACUGAAACUUUAAAAAUCCACAGAGAUCAGGCGAGGAGAGGAGAAGUGAUUCUCUUUAACUUGGCCAGAACUCUGUCCUUUUUGAGCGAGGACAACUUUUUGGCUCGUGCCUCACAAUCGGUGUAUUUCUGCCUCCCUGCACACGUGUGCGACAAAUGGGGGAGAUUACAUAGUUUUAUAUGGAUUCUUUCAGAAGCCUGAUGAAAAGCCUGAUGUUCUCACCCCCCCCCCCCCCCCCCCGUAUUCAAACUACACCUACUCACAGCUGUCAGAAUAAAGGGAAGGACAUCAUUCACGAUUUGAUUUCUUGUGAUUUUAUUGAUAUGUAACUUGUAUAAACUCCAGACUCUUCUGAGAGGAAAAAGGAACAGACGGAGCAAAAUGUCCUGAAUCAAGACCUUGAAUUUAAAAAAAACAUAAAAACAAAAGGACACGACCUCUGAUUCAGAUGUGGGUUCAAACCGAGCCUGGCUUAGUUCAUGAUGAUGGUGCAUACACAGACUGAAAUUAAAAUCUCCUCUAGUUCAUUCACUAGUGCAUUCAGCUUUCCUGUGUGGGUGUUUUGGUUUUCAAACUGUAAAGUCACGGUGACGUGAUGCAUGCCGAGAGCAUAGGAGAUACUAAGCCUGUACUUUGAUUAAAUGAUGAUGAAAAGAGAUCUCGAUGAAUGAUCUGUGCUUUCAAGUCUGUACUUUUUUUGACAAUAAAGAGGAAAUUGAAAUAA
Messenger RNA from Platichthys flesus (European flounder), 3127 nucleotides. RefSeq names its product transmembrane protein 269 (gene tmem269). The transcript has 7 exons. The record is from RefSeq and is a predicted model, not a curated record. Gene Ontology annotation, biological process: phospholipid biosynthetic process. The coding region runs from base 275 to 1000 and encodes 241 amino acids. Gene Ontology annotation, molecular function: phosphotransferase activity, for other substituted phosphate groups. NCBI's taxonomy places the organism in Eukaryota, Metazoa, Chordata, Actinopteri, Pleuronectiformes, Pleuronectidae. Gene Ontology annotation, cellular component: membrane.